Messenger RNA from Caenorhabditis remanei, 354 nucleotides. RefSeq lists its product as uncharacterized. Gene Ontology annotation, molecular function: chromatin DNA binding; transcription coactivator activity; histone acetyltransferase activity. Gene Ontology annotation, biological process: positive regulation of transcription by RNA polymerase II. NCBI's taxonomy places the organism in Eukaryota, Metazoa, Nematoda, Chromadorea, Rhabditida, Rhabditidae. The record is from RefSeq and is a predicted model, not a curated record. Bases 1 to 354 code for a protein of 117 amino acids. Gene Ontology annotation, cellular component: histone acetyltransferase complex; transcription regulator complex. The transcript has a single exon.
AUGGAUGAAACCUCGAUGUCACCAUCAAAAAUCUACCUGGAAUUGAUUCUGGCGUACUUUGAGUACAUGGGACUGAAAGGAUUCAAGAAUAGACAUCUCUGGACGAAUCCUCCUGACAAGGGAGUUGAUUACAUCUUCAAUAUCCAUACGGACUCCCAGAAGUAUCUGAACAAAGAUGGACUGAUUGCUUGGUAUCAUAAGAUACUCCAACAAGGAAAAGACACCAGACUGCUCGCUGGAUAUCGAAACUUUGAAGAGGAAUUCAAAAAGAAAGGAUUCAAUCACCCGAUCGAUCUUCCAGUAUUUGUCAACUCUUUGUGGUGCAAGAUCUUGAAAUCGGUCAACAACGAAUAG